Messenger RNA from Symbiodinium necroappetens, 453 nucleotides. Lineage: Eukaryota; Dinophyceae; Suessiales; Symbiodiniaceae. The record is from the annotation of a GenBank genome assembly.
AUGGGCCGGCAGUCUGUGCGUGUCUCGGAGCUUUCGACGCAUGAAAAUGCGGAGCUGCGACGAGGUGGCUCGAUGAUGAAGGACAAAGAGCCCUUUGAAGACUCCAAGCGGCCUUGUCGGGAUGUGAUCUGGGCAAUCUUGUUCUACGUGUUGGCAGGAUUUCUGUGCUGGUGGUGCGCAUCUGGCAUCAUCGCUGCCACGGGGGCUGCCGACAAAGGACAGGCGAAAGUUUCCGCCAAGCUCCAUGCGUACGAGAACAGCUUGUUCGCUGUGGGCUACGCCUUUUCUGCAGCAGGCAUGGUGGCGAUCGUGUUCUCCCUCGUCUUCUUGGAGCUUGCCAAAAGAUUUUCCGAGCUGGUUAUUUGGUGCGCGCUGCUGCUAGGACCGACCGUCAUGAUCGUCGUGGGAGUCGGCAUGAUGGUCCCGGUGGAAGGCAAGUGGCCGAUGCCAGGC